Messenger RNA from Oppia nitens, 1768 nucleotides. Its product is annotated as pre-mRNA-processing factor 17-like. Bases 15 to 1646 code for a protein of 543 amino acids. NCBI's taxonomy places the organism in Eukaryota, Metazoa, Arthropoda, Arachnida, Sarcoptiformes, Oppiidae. Gene Ontology annotation, biological process: mRNA splicing, via spliceosome. Gene Ontology annotation, cellular component: catalytic step 2 spliceosome. The transcript has 3 exons. The record is from RefSeq and is a predicted model, not a curated record. Gene Ontology annotation, molecular function: protein binding; mRNA binding.
UCAAGACAUUCACAAUGAGUUUAGUGUCAUAUGAUUGCAGUGACGAUGACUCAGACAAAGACAACAACAUUAACAACACAACUGAUCCAAAGUUAGUGUCCAUAAAGACGAUUAACAGCGCCCCACAAAUAGAUGAUUAUCUUCUUGAAACUCGCAAACAGCGCACAUUAAUUGAUCCAAAAUGUCAAGAAUUAACAUUUAAUCCCAAAUAUGAAGAUCUUUUUGCACCGCAGUUUGGUCCCAAAAAUCCGUUCAAAGACGAUCAAGAGGUUAACAAAAACUUCUUGACCGGUCAUAUUGAAGAAGCGCACGUUAGUGAACACGUGUUUGAGCUGCAGAGGAAACACUUCCAUGUCUACGGAAAGGCAUCAAAUCCAAGUGAUGGAUCUAACAAUGAAAUCACUAAUCAAGAGAUGAAACCAUUAGAAACAGUUAAACGAAAAAAGAUAUCAAAUAUGGAUUCAUCAAACAUUGAUGGCUAUACCGGUCCGUGGAUUCAGUUUGAAAAUGAGUCGAAAAGUGCUAAACCAACACCUGAAGAGCAGGAAGAGAUCGAGUCAUUUAUGGCCAAAAAGAAACGUUUCGGCAAAAAGAUGGAAGAGAAGGAGUUUGAAGAGAAGGCCACCGUUCAUAUCGAUGAUGUCUACGACUAUCAGGGAAGGAGUUUCCUUCACAUACCUCAUGACUUGGAUGUCAACCUCAAAGCAGAUCACUUCCCAUCCAAGUGUUUCCUUCCAAAGAGAGUUAUUCAUACAUAUACUGGUCAUUCCAAGGCUUUGACAGCCAUUCGAUGGUUUCCCCGAUCAGCACAUCUGUUCCUUUCGUGUUCGAUGGACUCAAAGGUUAAGUUAUGGGAAGUUUAUAAAGACAGGCGAUGUGUGAUCACAUAUUUAGGACACAAACAGGCCGUUCGGGACAUUAAUUUUAAUCGCAAAGGCGAUCGAUUUCUUUCAUGUGGUUACGAUCGAUAUAUAAAAUUAUGGGACACAGAAACUGGUCAAUGCAUCAGAAGGUUUACCAAUCGAAAGGUGUCCUAUUGUAUCAAAUUCAACACCGAAGAGGAAAGAUCUCAUCUAUUCCUUUCCGGAAUGUCUGAUAAAAAGAUCAUCUGUUGGGACACACGAUCGGGAAAUAUAGUUCAAGAAUAUGAUAGACAUUUGGGCGCCAUAAACACAGUAACGUUUGUCGACAAUAAUCGGAAAUUUAUAUCAACAGCUGAUGACAAGUCCAUCCGAGUUUGGGAAUGGGAUAUUCCCGUUGACGUCAAAUAUAUUGCAGAGCCACAUAUGCAUGCCGUACCUGCUGUUACUGCUUCACCAAAUGGCAAAUGGUUGGCCUGUCAGUCGAUGGACAAUAAGAUACAGGCAUUUGCUUGUAUGAACCGAUUCAAACUGAAUCAGAAAAAAGUAUUUACUGGUCAUAUGGUUGCCGGAUAUGCCUGUUCUCCAGAUUUUUCACCAGAUAUGAGUUAUCUGGUUUCGGGUGAUGCCGAUGGAAAGGUAUUUAUAUGGGACUGGAAGACAACCAAAUUGUUGUCCCAUUUUCAAGCCCACGACAACGUUUGUAUAUCAACACUAUGGCAUCCACACGAAACUUCUAAAGUAUUAACUGCCGGAUGGGAUAAUAACAUCAAAUUAUGGGAUUAAUUAAAUCAUAACAUUUGUAACAUUAUAAUUGUUAAUCAAAUUGUAAUCAAUAGUUAUAUUUUAUAUUAAUAAUUACCAAUUCAUUUAAUAUUAACAUUCAUAUUCAUUUAAUUUAAGUAAUU